AUGAACGUAGCAGAGAUCCUUUCCGACCUGACAUCCUUACGGGUUUGUGAAUAUAACGACGCGCUCAACCUUGUCACGGUGAAUGAAAGGCUCUCUUCACCGGGAGCAGUAGGCAAGAAUGGGUCUACGAGCUCUACAGAGAACCAACCCCAAGCAGCAGGUUCGAAGGAUGAUCUCCGUGUUGCGGCGGAGCUCGUUGAACUACACUAUGAGAUGAAGUCGAUACAUAAAGAUGGAAGGGUAGACGACGAGUUACUCCGCGGGAGGGAGGGAGUGGAUCGUGUUCUCCAGGAGCUGGCA
Aspergillus ochraceoroseus IBT 24754 is the source of this 300-nucleotide messenger RNA. RefSeq lists its product as uncharacterized. The annotation marks the transcript as partial. Lineage: Eukaryota; Fungi; Ascomycota; Eurotiomycetes; Eurotiales; Aspergillaceae. The record is from RefSeq and is a predicted model, not a curated record. The transcript is spliced from 2 exons.